AGAAUACAGUGGAAACUGGAAAUAGGACAAGGAGAGGUGUCACCAUCGGUCCUUUACACAAUCACAUAAAAAAUCCCUAACACGCGGAUUUGUUUAAGUAAUACGUGAGUAUAAAAAAAAAAAAAACGAAUGUUGAGUGAUUAUUUAUCUCGUUUAAAUCGUGAUAAUAAUUACAAUUAAAAAUUACAUUUGGAGAUCAUAAACCGAUCUACUGAUCGGCGUCCUUUCGUCAAAAUGGAAAGCUUGACAAAAGAAUUGCGGAUGACAGCAGAAGAAUCAACUUACAGAUCAAAAAAAUUCAGUGACUUGAGAACAAUUCCAACUUGGGAAUGUACGUGUGCCUCGUGUGGAAAUCCAAUCAACCGUGAAACGUUACACUCUCAUCCAGUUUUAGGAAUCCUUCAGUGUCAGCCUUGUGCUGAUCAAUUUAGAUUAUUACAAUCAACUGCUGAUGAGGAUACAAUAAAAAAUUCUUGUCUUAUUUGUGCUAGGAGCAACGUUAAUCAACAAUUUGUUUGUACUGGAAAAAACUGUGACUUUUCAUUUUGCAAAAAAUGUAUUAAAAGGAAUGCAGCAAACACCUUGCUUGUUGUUACAAAUUCAGAUUGGAGGUGUUUUGUGUGCAACACAAAGCCACUUUGGCAACGUCGUGGUGUCUGUGCUCUAAUGAUGGCAUCAAAUUCCAGAAGGAGUCAAAAAAAUAAAUCAGCAAGGAGUAGAAACAAUGACAGCGAUGACAGCUCCGAGGAUUCAUCGUCACAACGUAAAAAUAAUAAUAAUAAAAAAAUAAUAAAACCAUCAUUAGUUAAAUCAUCAUCAAUAAAAUUAUCUCAAAAUCAAAAUACAAAAAAAAAGAAAAAUAUUAGUGUACUAUUAACAACUGAUGAAGAUGAUAACGAUGAUGAUGAUGAUGAUACAAAUGAUUUUGAACCUGAUAAAAUUAUUUCAACACAACAAAAAAAAAUACUUCCAAUAAAACAUAAAAAUAAAAUAAAAUCAAAGUCUUCUGAUAGUGAUUCAAGAAUUAAAAUAACUAGUGUUGAAACAAUUAGAAAAUCACAAGUUGAUAAAUCAAAAAUUGCAGCAUCACAGAGUCAAAAAUAUUCACAAAGUUGGCUAAAACCAACACUAGUACCACGAACAACAUCUGAUUCAAGUUCUGGUAAAGAAUUUACUCAGAAUAAAAUUGUCAAAGAAAUUUAUGUACCUCUACAAAAUCUUAAUUCAAUUAAAGAAGAUGUAUCAUGUUCAUUAAAUAGUAGUUCUUCAAAUGGUGAAUUAUCAAAAACUCAAGUAUUAAAUUUACGAAGUGCAACACAAAAAUAUUUUGAUGAUUUAAUAAGUACAUCUAAAAAAUUAACAAAUGAUAUUGAAACUGCUAAAAAAUUAUAUAUGAAAAAAGAUAAAUUUAAGGCAAUUGAUGCUUCAAAAUAUAUUAUAGAAUGUAAAAAUAUUGCAUGUUCAUUAAUAAAACGUACAGAGAUUAAUGAAAAAAAAUUAUAUGAACAGUACAAUGGAUGGUGUAAAAAAUCAAAAGUUAAAAAUAUAUUAAAAAAUUCAAAACCAACUAAAAGAAGAAGAACAUUAUCAAAGCAUGAAACAUCAGCAGCAGCAUCAUCAUCAUCAGAUGAUGAUGAUGAAGAAAAAGAAAAAAAUAAUAAAAAAAUUGUCAAGAAAUCAAUUGAAAAAAAAAUAGAUGAAAAAGAACCAACUGUAUCUGAGUGUGAUAGUGACCAAAUAUUUUCUGAUGAUGAAUCAAAAAAAAAGUCUUCCAGUAUUAAAAAAAAUGAUAAAUACAAUAAAAAUAAAAAAAUAGAAAGUAGUGGUAUUGAAAGUGAAUGUUCAAAUGGUAAUAAUAAUUCAGAUAUUGAAAUGAAUUUAUCAUCACAAAAAGCUUCCAAAUCAAAUGAUAAAAAUAAAGAGCAUAAAUUUUCUUCAGAUAAUUCAGAUGAUGAUAAUAGAGCAAAAAAAAAUACAAAUGAUGAUGAUAAACAUAAUAAAUCAGCUGAAGAUAUGUUUGCUGAAGAUAAUAUUAACACAAGUGAACCAAUUUUUGAUAAAAAUAAAAAUAAAGUGACCAUAAUAUCUGAUGAUUCAGCUGAUGAUGAUGUAUUUUCUUCACCAGAUUUAAAAAAAAGAAAAUCAAGAGUUUCAACAUCUGGAGAAGCUAAAACAAAAAAACCAUUAUCAAGAAGAUCAAGAAAUAGUUCAACUGAUGAAGAAUUUAAAAGUUCACAUACAAAAUCAUCAAAAGAUAAUAUUAAAGAUGUUGAGAGUCUAGAAAAUCUUGAUGAUGAUCAAGCUAAACAGUCUAAAAAAAAUUCAUUGUCACAAAAAAUUUCAGACUCGUCAGACAUGGAAACAACAGAAGCAAAAAAUCAUAAAGAUAAAAAAACAAGUGAAAUAUCUGAUAGUGAUGAAGCAAUAGAUGUUCAAGCAAAAAGUAAAAGUCAAACUAUUGAAAAUUUUGAUUUAUCUGGAGACGAGGCUAAAUCACAGGAGGCUGUAUCAAAAGGAAAAAAAUCGAAUGAACUUCCUGAUGAUGAAGAAGCAACUGUCAAUGAUAACAUUGAUAAUCAUUUUACAUCUGAUGAAGAUGAAAUAAUUGCCAAGAAAAAACUUGAAUUUUCUGAGUCGUCUGAUGAUGAAGAAAUUACUGAAAAGAAAACAAAAGCUAUAGAGUCUAGUAAAUCUAAUGAUAAAGAUAAAUUAUUAAAUACUUCUGAUGCUGAUAAAAGUACUGAUGUUGAAAAUAAUAAAAAAGUUGAAAAAGAGCCUAAAAAUAAAAAUGAUGACUCUGAUGCUACAGAGGUUGAUGUUGCUACAUCAAAAAAAGUUGUGACAAAGUCGUCAGAUAGUGAAGACACAGAGCCUAUAUUUUCAGCAACUGAUAAAACCAAAAAAUUAGCAUCCAAAAAUAAUUCGGAUUUAUCAGACAGUGAUGAUACAGAACCUUUGUUAAAAAAUAAAUUAACAAACAACAAGCCAUCAGCUAAUGAUAAUUCUGAUGAUGAUCAGAGUACAGAUAUUGAUGAUACACUUCCAAAACUACCAAUUGAUUCAACAGCAUCACUGGAUUGUACUAGAAUUGUUGAUGAAUCUCCAAAAAAUAAAGAAACCCAAAAUUCUUCUGAUGAUGAUGAUGAGAGUGAAAAUGCUAUGAAUAAAAGUAAGAAAAAAAAAUCAGAAGAUUCAGUUUCAACAGAAUAUGAAGAAGACGAUGCUGAAGAACCUGCUAAAUCAAAAAAAAAUAAAUCAUCAUCCAGUGAAGUAUCGGAUAAUGAUUUAAUUAAAAAAAAGCAACUUUUAGCUGAAAGUUCAAGUGAUGGUGGGGACACUGAGCCUGUUUCAAAUAAUAAAAAAACAAAAUCUUCUGAUACUGAAAAAAAUGCAAAAAAAAAAUUAUUAAAUUCUGAUUCUAGUAAUGAUGAUGAUGAUAAUGAUACUGAAGUUGAAAAAAUAAAUGAUGAUAGUGUCAAAAAAACCGAUUCAAAAACAUUAAAAGCUCUUGAACAUUCUUAUUCAAAAAGAAAAAAAACAUUAUCACCAUCAUCACAAGAAUCUAAAAAUUCAAAAAAACCAGAUAAAAGUUCUGAUGACUGUUCACAACAACCAGAUAAAAAAAGGCGUCGUCUUGAUUUAUCAGAAAAUAAAAAUAAUGAAAUAAAUGAUAAAACAAAUAAAAAAAAUUUAUCUAGUCAUAGUUCUGCAUCAAGUGAUAAUGAAGCUAAGAAAAAACUUCUUAAUUCAUCUUCAUCUGAUUCUGAUAAUGUACAAAAAAAUUCAACUGAUAAAUCAUCAGAUGAUAAAAAUAUAUCAAAUAAUAAAAUAGUUAAUUUAAAAAAUUCACCAAUUCAACAAGCAAGAUUAAAUAAAAAAGCAUUUCGUCGAAUAAUAAAUCAAUUUUAUAAAAAUAAUCCAAAACUUAAGCUAAAGUGUACAGUCAGGAUUGAAAGAAUCCCACCAAGAAUACUUAGGAAACAUGCCAAAGCUCUAAAAAAAUCAAAGGAAUACGUAGAAAAUAAAAAAUUAAAGAGUUUAGUAACAUUGGCUGAUUUGGAAAAAAAUCGUAAUCGUGAUAGAGAAAUAAAAUCAUCAUCUGACGAAGAAACUUCGACAUCAACAAGAAAUCGUAAAAAAAAAACUAAAGAAACUGAAGAAACAUUAAUGGAUCAUUUAAAUAAUAUUAAUAACGGUGAUACAAUGGAAGUUGAUAAUUCAUUAUCUGAUGAUAAUGAAAAUGAAGAACAACAAAAUUUAAGAAACGCUGCUGAAAUUGGUGAUCUUGGUGAUGCAGCUGAAAUGAUUGCCCAUAAUAAUUUAUUACGUGAUACUGAUUCAAAUUCGGGUGAAGAACUUGAAAGACUUGAUGAUUCAAAUGCUGAAGAUGAAGAAGAAAAUGAAACAGAACAAAAUAAAAAAACCAAAACAAAAAAAUCUAAAACAAAUGAUAACGAUGAUGAUGACGAUGAUGAUGAAGACGGUGAUGAUGAUGAUAAUGGUGGUGGCGGUGAUGAUGGUGGAGCUGAUAAAUCAAGAUGGCGUCGUAAUAAUGUUUUAACAAAAAAAUUUACAAGCUCAGAUUCUGAUGAACAAGCUGAAAAAGCUGAAAGAAAAUCAUCAGGUUUAAAAUCAUCACAAAAUCAUGAUGAUGAUAAUGAUGAAGAAGAUAGUAAUGAUGAUAAUGCAAAAAUAAAAAAAAAACGUGUUAGAAAACAACGUCUUGAUUCUGAUUCUGAUGCAAAUAUAUUAGAAUUAAAUUCAAAUUCAGAUAGUGAUUUUGAAACAACUGAUAAUAAUAAAAAAUCAGAUAAUGAAAAAAGUAAUAAAAAAAAUAAAACAAAACGUAAAAAAAAUAAUAAUUCAUCUGAUUCUGAUUCAUCAUCAACAACAAGAAAUAAACAAAAAGCUAAAAGACGUAGAAUAAAAGCAGCUGAAACAGAUAGUGAUGAUAGUUCAAUUGAAGAAUUAAAUAAUUCACAAGGUACACCAGGUAAAAGUGGACGUAAAAAUAUACGUAGAGUAUUAAAAGAUACAAAAGUUGCUGAUGAUACAAAACAAGCAGCAAUGCAAGAAGAAGAAAGAUUAAAACGUAUGGCUGAACGUCAAAAAAUAUAUAAUGAAAUGUAUGAAGUUAGACUUGCUGGUGAAAAAAAAGUUGAUAAUCUUGUAUUAGAUUUUGAUGAAGAAUCAAAAGAAGAAUUAUUAUCUGUACAUGAAAAUUUAGUUAAAAAACUAAAACCUCAUCAAGCACAAGGUAUUAAAUUUAUGUGGGAUGCAUGUUUUGAAUCAUUAGAACGUGCUAAAACAACAAAAGGUUCUGGUGCAAUAUUAGCUCAUUGUAUGGGUCUUGGUAAAUCAUUUCAAAUAGUUACAUUAUCACAUACAUUAUUAUCAAAUUGUGAUAAAACUGGUGUUAAAACAGUUAUGGUUGUAUGUCCAUUGAGUACUGUAUUAAAUUGGGUUAAUGAAUUUAGAAUAUGGCUAAAAGAAAUUAAUGGUGAUGAGGAUGAAAUUGAAGUUUAUGAAAUGACUAAAAUGAAAAAAAAUUUUGAAAGAAAAUAUGUAUUAGAAAAAUGGCAAAAAACUGGUGGUGCAUUAAUAAUUGGUUAUGAAAUGUUUAGAAAUUUAAGUAAUGGUGGUAAAAAAGUACCUAAAAAAAUACGUGAAUCAUUUUAUCGUUGUUUAGUUGAACCAGGACCAGAUCUUGUUGUAUGUGAUGAAGGACAUUUAUUAAAAAGUGAAAAUACAGCAAUAAGUAAAGCAAUGAGUAAAAUAAGAACAUUAAGAAGAAUUGUAUUAACUGGUACACCAUUACAAAAUAAUUUGGUUGAAUAUCAUUGUAUGGUACAAUUUGUUAAGCCAAAUUUACUUGGUACUAAAAAAGAAUUUUUAAAUAGAUUUGUUAAUCCAAUAAAUAAUGGACAAUUUGAUGAUUCAACUGAAUAUGAUGUUAAAUUAAUGAAAAAACGUGCACAUGUAUUACAUAAAAUGCUUGAGGGUAGUGUACAACGUUUUGAUUAUUCUGUAUUAACACCAUUUUUACCACCAAAACAAGAAUAUGUUAUAUUUAUUAAAUUAACUGAAGUACAAGUUAAAUUAUAUCAGUAUUAUAUUGAAAAUUUAGCAAGAAGACAUCGUGCUGCUGGUGGUUCCCUAUUUGCUGAUUUUCAAUCAUUACAACGUGUAUGGACACAUCCAAUUUGUAUUAAAUUAAAUGCUGAUAAAGAUGCUGAACGUAAACGUAUGAAUAAUGAUACUGAUUCUGAAGGUUCAUUAAAAGAUUUUAUUGAUGAUGAUGAUGAUGAUACAGAUGAUAGUAGUAGUAGUAUACAAAGUACAUCAAGUACAGAAAAUAAUAAAAAAAAAACAACAAGUAGAUCAACAAAAUCAACAAGAGCAAAUCCACAACCAUAUGAACCAGUUAUUGAUGAACAACAACAACCUGGACAAAGUGAAUGGUGGUCACAAUUUGUUGAAGAUGAUUAUUUUGAAGAUAUGAGAAUAUCAUCAAAGCUACUAUUAUUAUUUGAUAUAUUAAAAGAAAGUGAACAAAUUGGUGAUAAAGUAUUGGUAUUUUCACAAUCAUUAUAUUCAUUGACAUUGAUUGAAAAAUUUUUACGUAUGAUUGAUGAUGAAACACAAAAAGGACAAACAUCUGAUUAUUUAGAUGGACACAGUGGUAAUUGGUCACUUGGUUUAGAUUAUUUUCGUCUUGAUGGUUCAACAUCAACUGAAAAUCGUUCAUUAUGGUGUAAAUUAUUUAAUAGACCAACAAAUACAAGAGCAAGAUUAUUUUUAAUAUCAACAAGAGCUGGUGGUCUUGGUAUUAAUUUAACAGCAGCAAAUAGAGUUAUAAUAUUUGAUGCCAGUUGGAAUCCAUCACAUGAUGUACAAUCAAUAUUUAGAAUAUAUCGUUUUGGCCAAAAAAAACCAUGUUAUGUUUAUCGUUUACUUGCUGCUGGUACAAUGGAAGAAAAAAUAUAUAAUCGUCAAGUUACAAAAUUAUCAUUAUCAUGUCGUGUUGUUGAUGAACAACAAAUUGAACGUCAUUAUACAAAUAAUGAUCUUGCACAAUUAUAUACAUAUGAACCAUGUGAUGAAGAAACAAGUUUACAAUUACCAAAAGAUCGUUUACUUGCUGAAAUAUUUUUACGUCAUAAAAAAAAUGUUAGAAAUUAUCAUGAACAUGAUUCAUUAUUAGAAAAUAAAGCUGAAGAAGAAUUAGAUGAAGAAGAAAGAAAACAAGCAUGGCGUGAAUAUGAAGAUGAAAAAGCUGGUAGACGUCAAAUGGGUAUGCCAAUGAUGAAUUAUCAAGAACAAUUAUUUAUGCAACAAAUUAAUGCACAAAUGUUAAGUCCAACAAUAACACAAAGACCAGAAUUUGAACAAAUUAGAGCUCUUAUACAAAAAGAUUAUCCAAAUGCAUCACCAGAACAACAAAUGCAAAUAACUAAACAAGCUAUGAUUAAUAUGUAUAAUUAUAUUGAAAAUCAACAUUUUAUGGGAACACCAGUAUUACCAGUUGGACGACCACCAAUGCAAAUGCAACAUCAACCAGUACCAUUAUUACAACAACAAUUACAACAACCAAAAUUACCAAAUCCAACAAAUACACUUGCUAAUAUGUUGGCACAACAAGAAUAUGCUAGACAUCAUAAUACAUCUGCUAAAAAAUUAUCAGCACAACACAAACAAAUGUUAUAUGCACAACAACAUGGUAAUUAUCGUACCGUACCAAAUCCAAUUGUACAAGCAAGAGUUAAUCCUGCUCCAACAGUAUCAAGACCAACAAAUUCAGCUGAACCAGAACUUGUUGAGUUGGAUGAUACAGAACCAACACCAGCACCCAGCACAUCAGUGGUUUCAACAAGUAGAGCUAAAAAAUAUCAAGAAGAAUAAACCUGAAAUAUACAUUUGAAAUAACAUUAACACAUUUAUGUAUCAUCAUUUUGACUUUGAGCACAAGAAAAAAGUUGAAGCUUCAAUAUCCAUUCAAUCAUAGAUUUUUUUUUUUUUUUUUAUUAUUAUGAUUAGUUUUUUUAUGGUAUAGUUGUAAUUUUUUUUUUUUUUUUCUUUCAUCAUCAUCAAAUAUACUCUUAGUUGUCUAUUUUUUUUUUUUUGUUUUCUUUUUUUUUUUCUAAAUAACAUUGUCGUGCAGUUGUCGAUAUUAUAAUUAUUAAUAUAAUAAUAGUUGUAAGUUUAAUUAUUAAAUAUUUUAAUUCUUAUUAUUAUUAUGUAGAAAAUUAAAUUUAGGUGUAAAGAAAUAUUGAAAGAAAAGAAUAAAAACAAUGGUCAAUAGCCAAUUUCAUAUUUCUUAAAAAUAUAAAAUUUAUGAGUUUAGAAAAUAAUGAAAAAUAAAAAUAAUUACAUUUAAAAUUUUUUUAUAUGAAAAUUAUUCUUUUGUUUAUUUAAUUUAUAUUUUUUUUUUUUAAAUAUCAUUUCGUAUAUAUUUAAAGUAUUGUCGUGUGUGUAAUUUAUAAUCUUCAGACAAGUUUAGAAAACAAAUGAUAAUUAUUUUAUUAAAAAAUAAAAGAUAAAAUAAACAAAAAAAAAAAAAUAAAUAAAUAAAAAUAAUGGUUGUCAACAAGAUAAGAUAACGUUGAUCGGAGUUUCCAAUAUUGUUUGGUCAAAAUAAAGACAAAACUUUGGGAUGUAGUUAGAAAUAAAAAAAAAUUAAAGGCUUUCAUCAGAUUUUUCAAGAGAAAAACAAAAAAAUAAACAAAUAAAAAUCUUUGAAAUGUUUUUAAAAAAUUAACGAAAAAAAGUGAAGAAAAAAAAACAAAAUUUCUUUUUCAGGACAAAACGAGAUGAAUUUGUUUUGUUUGUUUUUUUAUCUUUGUUUUUUUUUUUUUACAUGUAUUCCAUAUUUAUAAUGUAACAAUUAUUCCUGAAAUAUAAAUGUAAUCAUAGGCUUGUAAAAAUGCCAAUCGUGUUCCCUCUGUGAAAUGUAGAAACUUAGAAAUCACUGAGUAGUAGUUAACAACAACAAUAUCUAUCCAAUAAUUGCCAUAAAUUAAAUCUAAAUUUCUACUCGAUAUUAAUAAUAAAAUUGCCAAUAAUAAUUUGGUUGAAUUGUUUGUUUAAAUUAAUAUUUGUGUAAGACCUAAAUAUAAUAAAUAAACUAUCGAUUAAUCAAAGAAAAAAAAACAAAAAACCAA
Molecule: messenger RNA, 9161 nt
Organism: Aphidius gifuensis
Lineage: Eukaryota; Metazoa; Arthropoda; Insecta; Hymenoptera; Braconidae
Product: transcriptional regulator ATRX-like
Exons: 8
Coding region: 235-7902 (2555 amino acids)
Cellular component (GO): nucleus
Molecular function (GO): ATP-dependent chromatin remodeler activity; ATP binding; ATP hydrolysis activity
Source: RefSeq, a predicted model, not a curated record